CUAGUUGCGCACUGCACAGAGUCAUCCGAGCAUCGACAAAAAUGCUGCAGCCACAGACUUUCUAGACUCAGUUCCUCAGUUAUUUGGCUCUCUGCUCAAAAUAGUGCGACUGCCAACCUACAGCUACAACUACGCAAUGGAUGAAGAAGACCCCGCACAGGGUCCCGGAGUCGCCGAGGCAAAAAAAUUGGGGAAAGUAAAAUUCGGUACAGCUACGAAAGACGCAGUGAUAGCGAUAGGUACAGAAGCAGCAAAACCUUCUUUUCCUCUCCAUCCAGGUAGCCCUGCGGCUGCAGAGUCGUUGAAAAUGCAGCGAACUGGUGCGGAAACUACUGCCACAGCCUCAACAGAGAAGUCGAAAGCCGCGCUAGUCGACAGUCAGCAGUCAAACCGAAACGAAAGGCAGAAUAACGCCAAGUCGAUCCCUCAACCAGUUUCCAUCAAUGCUAACACCAUCCUCACUGCCGCAACGUCGGCAUCGGCGGCUGGUUCCAGCAUCGUCAUUCCCGUCGAAGGAGCACUAGGGGCGGACAUGGUGAAAAACUUACUGCGAGCUCAAAGCAGCAACAGCAGUGGCAGCAGCACCGCUCUGGCGCAGCUAAGCAGUGCUCUCAACAUCAGUUCACAACAGUCAGUCUCGGGCGGACCAGCACUGGCGGCAGCAGCAUCGGUAGCGCAGAGCCAUUCAGGACGUUUGAAUAUUCAUCAACAAAAGUCGCCUGGCGACACCCUUGAACAUUCAUCAGUCCUGAGCACGGGCACCGCUAGCGCUGCUUCACAUCAUGCUCACGCAGCAACAACGCCAGCGACAGAAGCAACGACGAUCGCAAGUACUGCCGAAGCAGCUACAAAUCCAGCAACGGCAUUUGCUACGCUUGUGGAGUCCGUUACUGCAGCGGCUGGUGGUGGUGGGAGCGCCGCUAGUAAUGUGCAAAGAGAAGUUCCUCCUGUCAACCUUGUGUUCCUAGUUUCGUCCACAGCGGACACGGCCUCGUUGGCCAACAUUCUAACGUUAGAUGGCACAAGCGGAAUAUCAUUUGCAGGCUUUGAGCAGCCUGUUCCAAUUACGAUCGCCCCAAACGCAGAAAAUGAACCAUUUCCGAAAGCAGCAAAAACUAACACACCACCACCAACAUCAGCUCAAUCAGUCGUGGCAGGGAAAACCUCCAUGACUGUAUCAACGCCUGAGCCCGAGCCUCAGCAACAUAUACUACCUGAAGCCAUAAAGGACCUGGAAGCCUUUGUUGAACAGUUCAAGGAGCGCCGGGCACAACUUGGCUACACUCAGACGAGAGUUGGAAAGGCCCUGGCUGAUAUUCAUGGCUCAAUGUUCAGCCAAACAACUGUGUGUCGCUUUGAAAAUAUGCAGCUCAGCUAUGCCAAUGCUCUCAAGCUGAAGCCGUUGAUCAAUACGUGGAUGCAAGAAGCAGAGCCAGUGCCAAAGUCGCGCGAGCGGAGAAAAAGCAGCGCGCAGUCGCCUGCAGUUACACCAACUGGUGAUCGACAGACGGCGGCAGCGACUCCUGCUCAAGAGCUGGCGACGACUAGCACAGGCAUCAUUGCCAGUACAGCCGCCACGCCGAUGGCAGCAGCUACCACAAUUGCUACUACUAGUGAUGGGACUGGUACCAGCAGCGUGUCUACUGCAAUGUCAGCGACAGCAGCAGCAGCAGCAGCAGUUGCAGCUAGUGGUAUUGGUAUCCUUGCAGGUAGUACAUCACAAACUACAUCGCCUUGUGCAGCUGAACUACAAACUGCCAGCUCUUCAGUCACGACACCAGCAGAAGCACCAACAAAGCGGCGAUCGAAAACUGGCAGUCACAGCCACCGUGCCUCAAUUUCCAAUGCGGCACGAGCUGUCCUGGAAGACCUGUUCAAAAAGUACCCGAAGCCGACCCCAAAACAGUUGGAGGAACUGUCGGCAGAGCUUGACCUGCCGAAAAGCACGGUGCGAAUCUGGUUCUGCAAUCGUCGUCAGCAUGGCAAUCGCAUGAAAUCUAUCAUGUUCAAGAAGGGCAUGUUGGGUUAAUCGAAAGUACAUUCGUUUACUUUCUUUCUCCCGUCUUGUAAGUGUGCUUCAAGAAAUUCGUACUGCUUUCAAAGGAAGACUUGCAUAUUCUAUUUUCCACAUUUCCGUUAAGGCAUGAAGCACAAAGCAAACUCAAGGCAGUGCAUAGUUAAGGAGGAGGACAGGAGUAGCUUCCAUUCUACAAGUAGAAACCAGCCACAUAUAUGCAGUGGUUCAGUACUGCACGUAGCACAUCAGUAUGGCUUUGUCUCGAAAAGACGUCCCUUCACGGGCACUCGUAUUCGUGAAGAUUAGUUGCAUGUGCGAGAGAUCAGGCUUACAAUGCAUGGUCGGCAUGAUAUUUGUUGUAAGGUUUUAUAUCAUUACAUGAAAGAAGUGGCUGCAGUGGAGCUUGCGCACCUUAAGAAACAUUUUGUAUCAUAUCUAAGGCACUAUCCUUCUGUGCUGUGUUCUGUGGUAGGUGUGAGCUUUGCUGCAUACAAAAUAAUGCGUUUCAGGUUACGACGAGUGAGCAUUGACAUAACGGUGACAUUCUAGUCCACACGCAUGGCAAUAUGGUCAUUCUUAGAACAGGCGUGCUUGGUGUAUCUCAGAAGCGCAGUGUUUUGCUAGCAUA
Molecule: messenger RNA, 2645 nt
Organism: Sycon ciliatum
Lineage: Eukaryota; Metazoa; Porifera; Calcarea; Leucosolenida; Sycettidae
Product: POU domain, class 3, transcription factor 3-like
Exons: 1
Coding region: 137-2029 (630 amino acids)
Biological process (GO): regulation of DNA-templated transcription
Molecular function (GO): DNA binding; DNA-binding transcription factor activity
Source: RefSeq, a predicted model, not a curated record